UUUCCUUUAAAACAAUGCCUUUCACGGGGAAAUUCUGACAAAGGGGAUCAAUGGAACCACUCCGUGAAAGACAACAGGAGUCUUGCCACUUGCCGUGCAAGACACGACGGGCGGGAGGCCUUCGUCAGCAAUAGCAUCCCGAGCUUGUUUCGCUUGCUGAAACUUCCUUCGCCCACUCCUGUUCCCUUUUCGCUUUGUUGCUUCCGUUAUUGCGUCAUGUUACGGGAAGGAAAAAGAGUGCUAUUUCGGCGCUUGCCUCUCGAAGCUGUUUUUGUGGUCCGUUCUCGCUGCAUACAUUGGGGCUCCUCAUUCCCAUGUAUCACGUAUUGCCGUCGUGGAUCGGACCGUGUUUUCAUGUCCUUCUUGACUCUCCUCACUCUGCAAGGCCUUGAAUACAGUAUUUCGAAGUUGUUGCUUUGAAUGGGUAUGCUUCUCGUACACGACUAGACUUUUCUGACUUGCCAGUCUCGGGCUAGCUGCCGUGACUUUUAUGCUCAGGACGGAGUGCCAUGUCGGCUGCGAUUAGCGGAAUUUUUGCGAGAGACGGUAUCAACCACAUGCCUAGCAGAAAACGCAAGCAAAACUGACUACAACAGGACAAAAGGGGAAGAUAAUGGCGGACAUCCUGCAGGAAAACUUCCAGGAUUUGGUACAUUCGCCUGGAGGUGGUCGCAGUGGCACCACGGGCGACAGUAACGGCCAGUCGAAGGCGUCUUCAUCUUGGGAUGUCUCUAAAAAGUGGUAUUUCAAGCUUUUUGACGAAGAGGAAGCCGCUUUUUUUCAGAGCUCUGUGAAGUGCCUGGCAUUGCAGUGGGUACUGAACAUCAUCUGCAACGUGGGAAACUUCGCUCUCGCCUUGGUCAUCACCAUUCAUCCGGAAUGCCUUCACGGGCACUUCAGCUGGACCACGGUUCACACAAGCAUUAACUUGGUUGUCCUAUGCGUUAGCAUGUUACUUGGCAUUGUAGGGAUCCGUCAAGGUUCAACAGCGAAGCUGUUCCAAUCCUGUGCUGGGCAUCUCCUCCUGAGCACAUACGAGCUCCUCCUCUUUAUCCGGGAUUUGUGCAUCAUCUGCUUCUCCAUGGAACAAGAUCGACUUUACGUUUACUUCCGCGGUGGAACCUUCCAGCGGUCUCUCUUCACUGGCGUCUGCUCGACUGCUGGGGUUUCCUGUUUCAUCUCCCUUCUCAACGCGUACAAACUCCGCAAGCUCAUGAACGUGCUACACAAAGCACUGCCUGCUGGAGAUGCGUCUGCCCAGGCGUAGAAGACAGGCACGAUGAUUUUGUUGCGGCAGCAGCGGCUGCUUUCAUGGUGAUAAAGAGGCUCUCUGAGAUUGAGGAGAGAAAACAGACGAAAUCUGAAUUUGUUUUGAGCUUCAGUACCAGUCAGUCUGCUAACGGUGAAUUGCCUGCUGGCCUGACCCCGAUACGUUCUCUGAAUCGAACAGCCCUCGAAGUAGUGCAAGUGGCCUUUACUUAUUAUCUGAAAGGUGUCAGGAAUACGUUGUCUCUGUGCCAAAGCUGGUAAACUAGACAGAUCAAACACUCUUUCGAAACCGGUUCAAGUGAGUAUUUC
Messenger RNA from Toxoplasma gondii ME49, 1578 nucleotides. RefSeq lists its product as hypothetical. Bases 614 to 1267 code for a protein of 217 amino acids. The record is from RefSeq and is a predicted model, not a curated record. The transcript has 2 exons. Lineage: Eukaryota; Apicomplexa; Conoidasida; Eucoccidiorida; Sarcocystidae.